GUGAUUUAGAUUUGAGUAAAGCUUAUUGUUCUUAGUUUUUUCAUUUAUUGUUAAUGAUAUAUUUGUUGUUCUGGUUCUCAGUUAUGGUUACAUAUUUUGCUAAAUAUUUGACGAUUUUGACAUGAAACAGUGUGAUGGAAGGGUCUUGGAUUACACUAAACCUGUUGCUGUGCCUUUUGUUUCCAUCUGUGCAAUCACAAGGAGCUGAAGGAUACUUUGAAGCAGAAGGCUAUGCUCUGCUGUCCAAUGUUAUAUAUUUAGAAGGAAGGACUUCUUUUAGUUUUCGCUCGUGUUCCCCAGGAGAACUAUUACAUCAGACUGGGCUUACUGGGGACUUCUUGAAUAUUCAGUUGUUGAACAGUGGGGCAGUGCAACUACAAUGGCAUGUGGGACAGACUACAGAUUCCAUUUUUCUCAGCUCUAACACAUUGGAUAAUAAGUGGCAUGAUGUAGAUCUUAUGAAAAAUCAGGACUCUCUUACUUUUCAUGUAGACCAAAAUUUUGUUGUGGUUGCAAACAAAACAUUCAGAAAUUAUAUUUUUUCUAUUAAUCUUUCUGGGAAUGAGCCUAGCUUAUAUAUUGGUCGAAACUACACUGGAUGUAUCCUUCAAGGUCCUGGAGUUGUGCUGAGUAAUCCGUCCAUUCAGUCCAUAUCCGUAAAUUGGGAAGGUUGUUCAUUACCUGCUACUGGAUCAUGUGAAGGGUAUGGUGUAAACCAGUGUUUUAGUCAACCAUGUCAACAUUAUAGCACGUGUAUUUAUCAUGAAAAUGUCUCCCGUUUCGAGUGCUUGUGUACACGAAGGUAUGCUGGACCAUCUUGUGAGAUUGAUUUGGGAUCAUUGUGUGAAGGUACAACAGCAAUUCAGUGUUUAAAUGGAGGGGUAUGUCAAGAAGAUGAAACAGGAGACUCAAUGUACUGUGUUUGUCAACCAGAGUUUUUUGGACAGGUCUGUGAAUCUAGAGUAGAAAACAGUGUUUGCGAAGGUGUUGUCUGUCAAAAUGGUGGAACAUGUAAAGUGAACCAUCUUAACAAUGGAUACGUAUGCAGCUGUCCAAAAGGAUUUGGUGGAGAGACUUGUCAUCUCAAUAUUGAUGAAUGCCAGUCAGCCCCUUGCCAGCACAAUGGAACUUGUACUGAUGGAAUUAAUUCAUAUACCUGUGAUUGCCAAGGAACAGGUUACCAAGGGCAGAAUUGUGAAGCUAACAUUAAUGAAUGUGAGGAAUUGAUCCCUUGUGCUGGUGGUGGUACUUGUUUUGAUCGUUAUGGGAGUUACAUCUGUGUCUGUCCACCAUACUCCCACAGCAUUGCAGGAAGUAAUGGUCACUUUUGUGUUUGUGAUGCUGGAUAUGCUGGAGCUCCACCUGUGUGUCAAAAAGUCAAUUACUGUUUGAGUUUGCCAUGUCAAUAUGGUGGAACAUGCAUUGUCCAAGAGGAUAGUUAUGUUUGUGAGUGCUUUGAAGGUUAUGGAGGACCAACUUGCAGUGACAUUGCCUGUCCAGUUGGUUACUCUGGUCCAGAAUGCUCUAUCAGUACCAACACGUGUGAGAAUAAUCCCUGUGGUAAUGGAACCUGCUUGGAGGGACAGGGUAGUUUCACCUGUGUGUGUCCCUUAGGACUUACUGGAAGAUUCUGCGAACAGGAUAUUGAUGAAUGUGCAAGUUUACCCUGCCAUCAAGGCAUUUGCCAAAAUGUGCCUGGAUCUUAUAAAUGUUACUGUGUUCCUGGUCAUACAGGCAAGAACUGUCACAUUGAAAUUAACGAGUGCCUUUCAAAUCCAUGCCAGAAUAAUGGUACUUGUGAGAACCAGGUGAAUGACUAUAGGUGCAGGUGUAUCACAGGUUUCAGUGGUCAUAAUUGUGAAAUAAAUGUGGAUGAGUGUGCUUCAGAUCCCUGUCAGAAUGGAGGCUCCUGCUUAGAUGAAAUAGGUGCUUACAGUUGUGAAUGUUUGCCAGGGUACUCUGGCAAAAAUUGUGAGGUGAACAUAGAUGAAUGUGCAUCUUCUCCUUGCCAUAACAAUGGGACAUGCAAUGAUCUGGUUAAUGGGUAUGAAUGUGAUUGUACAGACACAGGUUUUGAGGGGUCUAACUGUGAGAUGAAUAUUAAUGAUUGUUUGUCAUCUCCCUGUCAACAUGGAGGUCAGUGUGAAGAUCUUGUGAAGGAUACUUUGUGUCACUGUUAUCCAGGAUUUGAGGGGAAGAAUUGUGAGAAGGACAUUCCAGAAUGCUUGGCUUCACCUUGUAAUAACAAUGGACAGUGUUAUGAGAAGUCUAAUAUGUCUUUAUAUGAAAAUAACUUCAUGAACCUGUUUCCUUUCUUCUCUUAUGAAACAGCAGGUGGCUACCUGUGUGUGUGUAAUCCAGGAUUCACAGGAACAAACUGUGAAGUGAACAUUGAUGACUGUGCCUCUCAUUCUUGUGUUAAUGGCACUUGUUUAGAUGGUGUUAACAUGUAUACAUGCCAGUGUUUCCCUGGAUUUUCAGGGGAAUAUUGUGAAAUUGAUAACAACGAAUGUGACAGUAGCCCCUGCAGCGUAGGAUCGACCUGUGUAGAUAAAAUUAACGAUUACGAAUGUUAUUGUUUAGAAGGGUUUGGAGGUAAAAACUGUGACAUUGCACUUAUAGGAUGUAAUGAAAACCAGUGUUCCAAUGGAGCAACUUGCCUUCCUAAACUGGUCAAUGGGUUGCAUGAGUAUGAUUGUUUGUGUCCUACUGGUUUUCAUGGUGAACUCUGUAAUGUUAUUACAACAGCAUCUUUCAGGGGUACACAAAGAUGGGAACUGCCAAGAAAUAAACAUGGUGAUGUCUUUCACCUAGAACUCCAGUUCCGUACUACGUUGCCUGAUGGAGUUAUUGUGUGCAUCAACAAUGGCAGUUUGACAAUUUCCUUAGUUGGUGGAAGAAUACAACUAAUUAAAAAUGCAAGCCAAAAUUUAGUUUCAUUUGUAGAAGGUAGUUUUAAUAGUGGAAACCAAUGGGAACAAUUGUUGCUUGUUAUUACUAGAGAAAAUAUUUCACUCACUGUAUCAGGAAAAGUUCUUUUUCAGACUUUGACAGAAGCCAUGGAGACUAUAACAAAUAUUUCUUUAGGUGGUCCUCCUGAUCCUGCUGGUCAACCAAACUUUACUGGUUGUGUGCAGGAUGUUAAGAUGGACAAUGAGUUAAAGUUACCAGAUGAAACAAUAAUAGAAGUUGGAUGUCCAAGGAAAGAACAAUGUGAAUCAAACCCUUGUUUCAAUGGAGGAAUCUGUAAAGAUAGAUGGUUUAGCCACAGCUGUGAGUGUGUCCGACCUUUCUUUGGAUUUAAUUGCGAGAAAAACAUCACAUCGACAACCUUUGGUUAUAAGGGUAAAAUCAGCUGGGCUUUUCUAGAGUUUUCUGAGCAAGAGCAACGUGAAAUGAGGACAUCUUCAACAGUUAGUCUUUUUAUCCGAACUAGAAAACCUGAAGGUCUCAUUUUCUACUUGGGCUCUAAACCUAACUAUUCUCUUCAGUAUAGUACUGAAACAUUACAUAGUGAGACCUACCUAGCAGCCAUUUUAGAUAAAGGACAGUUGAGAGUGUUGGGAGCAUUUCCUCAGGAAGUUCAGUUAGAAGUUCCCAUUUCUUUAGAUGAUGGAUACUAUCAUUUUAUUGAGGUUAUAUGGGAUGGUAUCAGAUUAACCACAAAAAUUAACUCCAGUGUGAACAUCAGUGAUACCCUACUUCAAACAACUGUUAAUUACGGAUUGGAUGCUGAAAUAAUAUAUUUAGGAAGUUUACCAAAUUCUACUGUACGAGAAAAACGACAAAUUUCUGAUCAUUUGCAUGGUAAAAAAAUUACAAGCGAAACUUUCUCCGAAGUAACAAAUUUUAAAGGAAUCAUCCAGGAUGCAAGAAUAAAUGGCAAGCUGAUUCCGUUUUAUCCACAAGAAGCAUUUGAAGAAAUUGACACUGUGAUUUUGAGAACACCACAACUACAUAACUUAGAAAAAGGGGUAAAAAGUGAUGAACCUUGUGCUGACAGUCCUUGUUCAAACAAUGGCACCUGUAAAGAUAUUUGGAAUGAUUUCAUAUGCAAGUGUCAGUACCCAUUUAGAGGAAAAAUGUGUGAAAAUGUCAGUCAUUGUUAUAGCAACCCUUGUCCAGAUAAUUCAGCCAUCUGUAAUGAUCUAGAUGGAGGAUAUGAAUGUAUCACAGAAGCAGCUUUCAAUGGAAGUUGGGGGAUUAAGUAUAAGUGGAAUAUUUCAGAAGAAUCGUUAAAUAAUACAAUCAGUUUACGAUUUCGUUCCAUAAAUGAUAGUGUUCUGCUACAUAUUCAGACCGUAAAUAAUAUGUUAUUGCUACACCUAGAAAAUGGCAAGGUUUAUAUAACAUAUAAUAGUGAUAGAUCUGAUCCUCUUCCUAACUUCGUAACAGAUGGUGAAUGGCAUGAUUUGAAUAUCACUUUCACCGAGCAGAAUACGUCAGUUUCUCUUGACCUCGAAACCCUUACGGUUGAGAAAAUUAAAAAUAUCAGCUUACAGAAUAUUUUGAAUGAUGAAGGUAGUGUUUACCUGGGACAGUCUUCUAACAGAAGCUCUUUCUUCAGGGGUUGUAUGGGUGAGGUUAGAAUUGAAACUGUUUUACUGCCAUUUUUCACUCCUGAACAACUGAUCAAUAACACUAGCCCAAACCAGUUUUUUAUGGAGGAUGGUACUGAUGUAGAAAUUGGGUGUGUUCUUUGCUGGGAUCAGGACUGUUACAACAAUGGCUCAUGUAAAGACAGAAAUAACACAUACCAGUGCAACUGUAUGUAUGGAUAUAGUGGAGCCUGGUGUGAAACGACAGUUGACUUUUGCAUGCCAGAACCUUGCCGAAACAAUGGAUCGUGUACCUCAGAGGAAGGGAUUGGGUACAGAUGUAAUUGUACUGACUAUUACAAAGGAGACAAUUGUUCAGAGAAGAGAACUUGUAGAGACUUUCCAUGUAAUAACGAAGGUAACUGCAGUGACAUUGAGAAUGGUUAUGAAACGUUUGUGUGUCAUUGCAUGGAGGGUUUCACGGGAAAUACUUGCUCGUCUAAAAUCAAUUACUGCGAGAACAACCCAUGCAUUUAUGGAGAGUGUAAACUAGAUGAGGAGUUAAAUUAUAGAUGUAACUGUAGUGAUUUUUACAAAGGAAGAAACUGCAGUGUUAGAAAAGUGUGCUUGGUGGAUAAACCAUGUGACAAUGGAGGUAGUUGUACAGAGUUAAAUCCUGAGACAAAGAACUACACUUGUACUUGUACAGAAGAGUACUUAGGACCUAACUGUAGAAUUAUCAACCCCUGCUAUAAAGAUAGAGACAUUUGUAAGAAUGGUGGAACAUGUGUGCCUAACUUUGACUCUCUAAUGAUUAAUCAUUCUAAGAUUUCUUGCAACUGCUCUGGUGGCUUUGAAGGUGCUUUCUGUGAGAUAGAGAGAAAGAGUGGUCCCAACAAUUUGGUUUUGGUAAUUGUCAUAACUGUGGUGGCUAUUGUGGUUCUGUCUUUGCUAAUUGCUGUAACAGCCUUCUUGAGGAUGGCACGGAAGAAGCGAGCCACCAGAGGAACUUACAGCCCCAGCCGACAAGAAAUGUGUGGCUCUCGUGUUGAGAUGAAUCAAGUAAUGAAACCACCACCAGAAGAACGUUUGAUCUGAUUAACUGAUGUUACUGUACAUUGUCUUCCAAGGGUUAAUGUUCCACCGAGGUUGACAACAAUAAUAUCAAAAUGUGGCUUGCAAUAACGUUUGUAAAAUUUUUAUUUUCACAGUCCUAAAGUUGGUAAUGUAGUAAUCAGUGUCACUUUGUGACCUAUGAUAAAAAUGAAAAAGACCUGUUUUUGUUCAGAUGAAACUAACUUUGGUUCUUUGCUAUACAUGUUGAGAGAGAUGUUUUAAUGAUCCUUUAGUUAGUUAAUGGCAGUUGUGCUCAAUGAUCCAUAGAUUUUUCUGGUAAAUAUAUAUAUAUACAUAAAACACAGUAAAGUUCCAUACAAAGUCAAACAACCAACACAGGGGACCAGUUUUUGAACUUGUGGUGUAACAGAAGGUUUUUAGGUUGUGCUUCGUAGUACAGACCAAAGUCUUAAAAUGCAAGAGGGUGUAUGUGGUUUAUUAUUUUGCAAUAAAUCUUAUAACAGAUAUUGGAUAUUUAUGAAUUAAACAUUAGAUAUUUAUAUGUAAGUGUAUUUAGAUAUCAUGUUAUACCAAAAGGAAAUUAUGUUUUAUUGAUUUUUUUCCUCAAUACAUUCCACUGUACAGUUUCAUUUUCAUAAAAUAUAAUUCUUCAUUAUAGUGUUCUGCAAACUAAGAAUGGAAAUGCUUUAACUUGUUUCUCAAGGUUUCUUGUUACAAUUAUAAUCAAAUUUAGAAGUAUUUGUUGCAUUUGUGUCAACUGUUGAGUGUUCUCUUGUUACUAAUGCUUAAAACAUUAAACUACUGUUAGUGAGUUACUUAAUUGUAACAGAAAAAAAUCAUUUGUGAAAUGUGUACAUGUUUAAUUUUUUUGUUGAAUCUGAUCAACAAUAACAAGCAUUCCAGACAAGCCAGGGAUAAAAUAUUCCCAUGUACAUUAUAAGUGUGGCUCAUAUUUACAAUGAGUUAUUUCUUUAAUAACAUAAAUUUGGAUAUGGACCAAAUUCAUUACACUUUUGCUUCUUACCUCUAUAUUUAUACAAGUGUUUUUAUCCAUUAAAAGUCUUAAAUAUUUUGAUUUUAUAUAUUCUCUAAAUUGGAUAACUAUUAAUGCAUUAUUUAGUUGACAAUCUUGUAUUCUGAUAAUCAUAAACGUUUAUGGGAAAAAGAAGUAAAAAGUGCAAGAAUUAAAGAAUAAGGAAGUACUCUUAAGAGAUUGAUCUACUUGUAGUUAGGAAGUCAGUUUUAACCACUUGUAUGCCUCUAUGCACUGUGCCUUAGUAAUAAAAAAAGGAAAAAUGUAGAGCUUAACAAAAAUAUUUUUUGGAUUAUCUGUAUACCAUAUAAAAGUAAACAGAGAUAUUAUUGUGUUUUUACUGCUUUGAUUGUUUUUGUUUUACACUUUCUUAAAACAAGGCAAGUCUACAAAAUCAGGAAAAUCCUCUUUCUUUAAAGAUCAUGAAAUAAUGGUUCACAGCAUUUCUUAAAGUUCACAAAUGACUGAUAUUUGAUUUGACCUAACUUAAUAAUAGACUGGACUGUAAUCUGCUGAGUAGGUUUACAUAAAAGUUGAAAUUCUCAAGAAGGUCAAGUAAACUAAAAUUAUCAUAUGGAAUGCCUUGAUGAAAUGCUGUUUAACUCUUGUUGAAAUAGGGUUACAAAAAUGUAGAAAUACCAAAGUAAUAUAUAUUUUUUUCUAUCUUUCAGUGAUACAGAAUCAUGAUUGUUUUGCCAAAUCAAAAUCCUUCAGAUGUUAUUUACUUUAAAAUCACAAUCAUUGCUUUUAGCUGUAACUAGGAAUUUAAAACUAAAAGAUGUUUUAGAAUGUAGAUAAUGUAAAUCUCUUGUUUGUGGAUCAAUAUUUUGGUUGUAAGGUUGUGGGAGCAAAACUCUGUAACUAUUACAAAGGAUGCCCUUCAAUACAAUCCCUCCAUAUCUGCUGAUUAAGUAGGUUUUUAUGUAAAAAUGAAAAGUAUUUUUUACGAGGGUCAUUAUGAUGUGAGUAUAGGGAAUGUUAGGCCUAAUCGUAGCUAAAAGUUGGCCUGCCAAACUGUAAGGUGAAAUGUUUGUAUUUUUAUUUCAAAUCAUUGACUGAACUUUCUUCAAAUAGAACAAAAGUUCAAUUUACUGCCAAACUGCUGUGAAAUCUGGAAAACAUUGUCAAGUAUAAACAAAAUGAAAAAUAAUUUUAAUAUAAAUUAUGUUUACACUAUGUUAAUCUUGCGUCCAUUUUUUUUUUCGAGCUAGCUUUAGACCCUUUUUGAAAGCUACAUCCAAUAAAAAAUUUAAUUUGAGAUACGUGAUGUAAACCCAUUUUUACAUUAAAAUACUUGACCACCCAUAUUAAAUAAAGAUGGUUCUUUCAAAUGUAUAUUUUAUUUCUAUUUUGACUUCAUUAAGAAAUAAUUUACAAUGUUGGAAUAAUGACUUUAGGUUUACAUAUUUGGGUUCAGUCACUCCUUGCUCUAGCACUACACUUUUGUUUUUAAAAUGUUAAAGAGUAAGUAUUAGAACAUAUUUUUUGGCAAUAACUGUAAGAAGCCCUUGCAAUACCUUUAGCUUGUUUAGUAACAGUAAGUUCUAUGAAAAGUAAAUCAUCAAUAGAUUUAAGAAUGAAAUUAGCUUUUUCAGUAAAUUUAACUUCUAUCACAAGAAGAAUUUUAAGUAGUAAUAAUCUUAUUUAAUCUUUAAUUUUUCUGGAACAAACAAAAACAACAAGUUUUAAUAGAACUUUUGUUGAUAAUUUGCCUUACUCCACCUUUUUGGAAUACAAAAUUUUUUAUAUAGUUUUAAACUGGUAGACCAUUUGGCCCACCAUUAUGGUUUCAAAGAGAGCACUUUUUUUGACAAAAUACUUAUGUAAAGAAAUAGGUUUAUUUUGUGUUUUUUACUGAUCAGUGAUAAUCUGGCAGGGUAAUCCAAUUAGCCUUAAUAAGCUGGGGCAUCCUGACCCCAUUUUGGUGCAUAGAUAAUAGUCACUGAAUGCAAUAUACAUGUUGUUCUUUCACUGUACUGGUCCACCAAAUAUUUCUGUUUGAAAAAGAAGCUUGGGUUAAUAUUACCUUAUGAUCUUUACAUUUGUAUAACCAAUUAACAAAAAAAAGCAUGCAGGUACAUUCAAAUCUGGAAACCAAAUUGUGUGUGGACUAGUUUGGGAAAAUGUUUUAACAUAAUAGAUAUAAAAAGCUAGAAAGUGUAUUGUAUGCUAUGUAAUUUUUUAAACAGGAUUGUUUUAUUAUUAUUCUUUAAUCACAAUGGUCACGACAAUAUGUUAAUCUGAAGUUUUUUAAAAGAAAAAAAUAUUAAACUGAAUCCUACUGUACAAGUGUAUGUAUUCUCUGAUGAGUUUAAGUUCUAAAUGACAGUAAUCAGAAAUGACUGUCACUGUUAAAUUAUUUCACAAGAAUCAUGAAUUUCAUAUUUAUUUUUUUUAUAUUGCAUCUGGGCAUGUUAAGUAGGUUGCUAAGAAUUGUGUUGUUCCUAUACAAAAUUACAAUACAACUGAUGUGUUACCAAAUUUUGUGAAGAUAGGGGUAAAUGUAGGAUUCUAAUAGGUUUUUUUCAUUUGUUGUAAGUACUGGAGCAAAAUUCCAAACAACAGUUUUGACAGCUACACCAAUUGCCCAAACUUGGUUCAUACUGUAUAACUAUGGAUUUCAAGUUUCUCUAAAUACAUGGUAUUUUAUAAUGACAACUUGUAUCGUAAGAUUUUUUUUUUUAUCCGGUGUUGGAUAGAUAAAACUUAGGAAGUUUCUAUGUAAUAAUUUAAUUGUAGUUGUGUUGAGUAUUUUUUGGAAUGAAUGUUUCCAAAAAUAAGAAUUUUUGGUUAACGUAAUAGAAGUAACAAACUAGGUUAUCAUUUCUGUUUUAUUUUUGUAUCAUGAAAUUUGAAUGCAAGUAUUUUAUGGGCAGCCUGUGAAGCAGGACUUUAAGUACAGGUAGCUCCACUGUGAUUCUUUAAUAUACUUAAAAGUAUCUCUUUUUGAUGUUGACUCACAGAAGAUUAAAUCUUGCACCAUCUAGCCAAGUUCACCUCAUUGAGAAUAUGGAUACUCUGACAGACUGUAUGGAAGCUGGUAGACUAUGAAGUAUCUAAACCUCAUGCUGUUGUGUUUUUUUUCUCCCUUCAUAUGUGCAUCCUCCUACUUUAUAUAAGUAAUAUCUUGAAGUUAAUGUAAAUGCUUUUAAACCCGAAAGCUUCCAAACAUUCAUUCCUUGAUUUGAUAUAGGUAGCUCUUUCCGUCCAUUGUUCAUUAUAUCUUUUGUAUUCUAAUUCGUAUAGAGAAAUAAAUGAUAUUUUCACAGAGCUAA
Molecule: messenger RNA, 9923 nt
Organism: Limulus polyphemus (Atlantic horseshoe crab)
Lineage: Eukaryota; Metazoa; Arthropoda; Merostomata; Xiphosura; Limulidae
Gene: crb
Product: protein crumbs-like
Exons: 17
Coding region: 135-5636 (1833 amino acids)
Biological process (GO): axon guidance
Molecular function (GO): calcium ion binding
Source: RefSeq, a predicted model, not a curated record